UUUCUCACAAGUCCGCACCUCGUCUCUGACUCUCUCCUUGUAACGACCAGCGUUCUCUGAUCCAAGCUCUCAUACGCUUCUCUCUCACUCCCAUAUUUUCCUUCUCUGCUGCGCCGUUUGAAUUCCAGAGCAGGCAAUGGCCGGAAAGGGCGAAGGUCCGGCUAUCGGAAUUGAUCUCGGCACCACCUACUCCUGCGUCGGCGUUUGGCAACACGACCGCGUCGAGAUCAUAGCCAACGAUCAGGGCAACAGGACGACGCCUUCGUAUGUCGCCUUCACAGACUCUGAGCGUCUCAUUGGGGACGCCGCGAAGAACCAGGUCGCCAUGAACCCGACCAACACCGUCUUCGAUGCAAAACGUCUAAUUGGCAGGAGAUAUAGUGAUUCCUCUGUCCAGAGCGACAUCAAAUUAUGGCCUUUCAAGGUUGUUUCUGGUCCCGGUGACAAGCCAAUGAUUAUUGUUAACUACAAAGGUGAAGAGAAGCAGUUUUCUGCUGAAGAAAUCUCUUCGAUGGUCCUGAACAAGAUGAAAGAAAUUGCAGAGGCUUAUCUUGGUUCUACAAUAAAAAAUGCAGUUGUUACAGUCCCUGCCUACUUUAAUGACUCCCAAAGACAGGCAACGAAGGAUGCUGGUGUAAUCUCUGGAUUAAAUGUCAUGCGCAUUAUCAAUGAACCAACUGCCGCGGCAAUCGCCUAUGGUCUAGAUAAGAAAGCUACCAGUGUUGGGGAGAAGAAUGUGCUCAUCUUCGAUCUUGGUGGGGGUACUUUUGAUGUUUCUCUGCUCACCAUUGAAGAGGGUAUUUUUGAGGUGAAAGCCACAGCCGGUGAUACCCAUCUUGGUGGAGAGGAUUUUGAUAAUAGAAUGGUGAAUCAUUUUGUCCAGGAGUUCAAGAGGAAGAACAAGAAGGAUAUCAGUGGUAACCCCAGGGCACUUAGGAGGCUGAGGACUGCCUGUGAGAGGGCAAAGAGAACUCUCUCCUCCACCGCUCAGACCACCAUUGAGAUUGACUCGUUAUUUGAGGGUAUUGACUUCUACUCCACCAUAACCCGUGCCAGAUUUGAGGAGCUGAAUAUGGAUCUCUUUAGAAAGUGCAUGGAGCCCGUGGAGAAAUGUCUGAGGGAUGCUAAGAUGGACAAAAGUACUGUCCAUGAUGUAGUUCUUGUUGGUGGAUCUACCAGAAUUCCCAAGGUACAACAGCUGUUGCAGGACUUCUUUAAUGGGAAGGAGCUUUGUAAAAGCAUAAACCCUGAUGAGGCUGUUGCUUAUGGUGCUGCUGUGCAAGCGGCUAUUUUGAGCGGUGAAGGCAAUGAGAAGGUCCAGGAUUUGUUGUUGUUGGAUGUCACCCCUCUAUCCCUUGGGCUUGAAACUGCUGGAGGAGUCAUGACCGUUCUAAUACCAAGAAACACCACAAUUCCUACCAAGAAAGAACAAGUCUUCUCAACCUACUCUGACAACCAACCUGGGGUUUUGAUCCAGGUAUACGAGGGUGAGAGAACAAGAACCAGAGACAAUAACCUGUUGGGUAAGUUUGAGCUCUCUGGUAUUCCUCCGGCCCCUAGGGGUGUCCCCCAGAUUACUGUGUGCUUUGAUAUCGAUGCCAACGGCAUCUUGAAUGUCUCUGCUGAAGACAAAACGACAGGGCAGAAGAACAAGAUCACUAUCACUAAUGAUAAGGGUAGGCUCUCCAAGGAGGAAAUUGAGAAGAUGGUUCAGGAAGCAGAGAAGUAUAAGUCAGAAGACGAGGAACAUAAGAAGAAAGUGGAGGCAAAGAAUGCACUGGAGAACUAUGCUUAUAACAUGAGGAACACAAUAAAGGAUGACAAGAUCAGUGCUAAGCUCAACCCUGCUGACAAGAAGAAGAUCGAGGAUGCCAUUGAUCAGGCCAUUUCGUGGCUCGAUAACAACCAACUUGCCGAAGCUGAUGAGUUUGAGGAUAAGAUGAAGGAACUUGAGAGCAUCUGCAACCCCAUCAUUGCAAAGAUGUAUCAAGGCGCUGGUGCUGAUGCUGGUGGUGCCAUGGAUGAUGACGAUGCUCCUCCAGCUGGUGGAAGCGGUGCUGGACCCAAGAUUGAGGAGGUUGAUUAGAGCAUGUGCAGUGGCUUCUACCGGGAGAAAUUAUUGUUUGGUUUCUAUUAUAGUGUUUCGGACAGCAUAAUAGGAAUCUUGGAUUGGAUGGCUUCCACUAUGCGGUGCCUUCAAUUUUGAUUUCUAAAGAACGUUUACAAAAUUUCGAGGAUAUGCUUUUCAAUUUAGAAUUUCAGAUGUUCACAAUGAUAAAAUUAGUUAAAUAUGCUAUUACCUUGAACUUGUUUUA
Molecule: messenger RNA, 2315 nt
Organism: Diospyros lotus (date-plum)
Lineage: Eukaryota; Viridiplantae; Streptophyta; Magnoliopsida; Ericales; Ebenaceae
Product: heat shock cognate 70 kDa protein 2-like
Exons: 2
Coding region: 137-2086 (649 amino acids)
Biological process (GO): cellular response to unfolded protein; protein refolding
Cellular component (GO): cytoplasm
Molecular function (GO): misfolded protein binding; heat shock protein binding; ATP binding
Source: RefSeq, a predicted model, not a curated record